CACACCUCAUUUGUUAUCAUGGCUAUCGUUGCUGUUGCAGGAGGUACGGGAAAUGUUGGCCGAACCCUCGUUGAAGCUCUUGUGGCUACGGGGAAGCACGAGGUCAAGAUCCUUGCUAGGAGUAAGCCCAAUCCUGCGUUUGAAAAGGGGGUAGGGGCAACUAUCAUCCCCACUGACUAUACGAACGUGGAGGCAACAAUGAAGACACUCGAAGAUCACGGCAUUGACACCGUCAUAUCCGCCAUCACUACGCUGAUUGGACCUGGACUUUCGCCAGAAAUUGGCCUCAUUCGCGCUGCGGAUGCUUCAAAGGCGACAAAGAGGUUCAUCUCCACUGGCUGGGGCAUCCCCCACAAAGAAGAACACAGGGCUCAAUUCAUGACCGUGCCAUCAAAGCUGGAUGCCUGGGCUGUCUUGAAGGAGACCAAGACACUGGAGUACACCAUUGUACACAAUGGUUUCUUUCUCGAUUACUGGUGUCAGAAUGUCGUCAAGUCCCACAUGCCUCCCACCACCGUGGCCAUUGAUAUUUUCAACGGUGCGGCAGGGAUCCCUGGGGCCGGCAACACCCCUGUUACGUUCACCCACACGACCGAUGUAGCCAAAUAUGUUGCGGCUUUCAUUGAUCUCGAGAAAUGGGAGCCAGACACCUAUAUCAUUGGCGACAGUGUCACUUGGAACGAAUUCCUCAAGCUUGCAGAGACUGCAAAAGGUUCUAAGUUCGACGUCACUUACGACAGCACUGAGAAAUUGAAGAGCGGUCAAAUCACCGAAAUCCCGGCCCACGUCCCAUCGUACGCAGCGUUCCCGAAAGAAGCAUAUCAGCAGAUGAUGGCAACGUUUGGACUGUGGUUUGAUGAUGGCUCUUUCAACCUUGCCAGUCUCGGCGUGAAGGAUCUCACGCAAGUGUUCCCCGAGAUAAAGCCACUGAAGGUCAAGAAUAUUCUGGAGGCUGCGCUCCAGAAGAAAUAG
Messenger RNA from Ilyonectria robusta, 972 nucleotides. RefSeq lists its product as uncharacterized. The record is from RefSeq and is a predicted model, not a curated record. Lineage: Eukaryota; Fungi; Ascomycota; Sordariomycetes; Hypocreales; Nectriaceae. The coding region runs from base 19 to 972 and encodes 317 amino acids. The transcript has 4 exons.